Dromaius novaehollandiae (emu) is the source of this 3877-nucleotide messenger RNA. It is a transcript of the gene CAPN5, whose product is annotated as calpain 5. NCBI's taxonomy places the organism in Eukaryota, Metazoa, Chordata, Aves, Casuariiformes, Dromaiidae. Gene Ontology annotation, cellular component: cytoplasm. The record is from RefSeq and is a predicted model, not a curated record. Bases 100 to 2025 code for a protein of 641 amino acids. Gene Ontology annotation, molecular function: calcium-dependent cysteine-type endopeptidase activity. The transcript has 13 exons. Gene Ontology annotation, biological process: proteolysis.
GCGGCGCUUGGGGAGGCGAAGCGCUGCGGGCAGCGGCGCGCCCGGAGCGGCGGCAGCGGCACCGGCAGCGGCACCGGCGGGCAGGGCCAGUGAGGAAGGAUGUUUUCCUCGGUGAAGCUGUAUGAGAACCAGCGCUACGCCUCCCUGAAGAAGGAGUGUCAGAGGCGGAAGCAGCUCUUUGAGGACCCGCUUUUCCCCGCCAACGACGACUCGCUCUUCUACAAGUCAAGGAUCCAGGGCAUCCAGUGGAAGCGGCCAAAAGAAAUCUGCAAUGACCCACGUCUCUUUGUGGAUGGCAUCAGCUCCCAUGAUUUACACCAGGGCCAGGUCGGGAACUGCUGGUUCGUGGCUGCCUGCUCCUCCCUGGCAUCCCGGGAGUCCCUGUGGCAGAAGGUGAUCCCGGACUGGAAGGAGCAGGAGUGGAACCCUGAGAAACCUGAGAGCUACGCGGGGAUUUUUCACUUCCAGUUCUGGCGCUUCGGUCAAUGGCUGGAUGUGGUGAUAGAUGACCGCCUGCCUACACUCCAUAAUCAGCUCAUCUACUGCCAUUCCAACUCCAAGAACGAGUUCUGGUGCGCCUUGGUGGAGAAAGCCUAUGCCAAGUUAUCAGGCUGUUACGAGGCCCUGGAUGGAGGCAACACAGCUGAUGCCCUGGUAGACUUUACUGGUGGGGUCUCUGAACCUAUUGACCUGACCGAAGGGGACUACAUUGCUGAUGAAGCCAAGCGGAACCUCCUCUUUGAGCGCGUGUUGAAGGUGCACAACCGGGGAGGCCUCAUCAGCUGCUCCAUCAAAGCUACGUCGGCAGCAGACAUGGAGGCCCGCCUGGCCUGUGGGCUGGUAAAGGGACAUGCGUAUGCAGUGACGGAUGUACGGAAGGUCCGCCUGGGGCAUGGCCUGCUCUCCUUCUUCAAGUCAGAGAAGCUGGACAUGAUCCGCAUGCGCAACCCAUGGGGUGAGCGGGAGUGGAACGGCCCUUGGAGUGACACCUCCGAGGAGUGGCAGAAAGUGAGCAAAAGCGAGAGAGAGAAGAUGGGGAUGACGGUGGAAGAUGAUGGAGAGUUCUGGAUGACCUUUGAAGACUUCUGCAAAUACUUCACAGACAUCAUCAAGUGCCGUCUCAUCAACACGUCCUACCUGAGCAUCCACAAGACCUGGGAGGAGGCCGUGCUACACGGGGCAUGGACAAGAAGUGAAGACCCCUUGAAGAACCGCUGUGGGGGCUGCAUCAACCACAAGGACACCUUUCUGCAAAACCCUCAAUACGUGUUUGAUGUGAAGAAGGCAGAAGAUGAAGUACUGAUCUCCAUCCAGCAGAAGCCGAAAAGGACCAGCCGCAAAGAGGGCAAAGGAGAGAACUUGGCCAUAGGCUUUGAUAUCCAUAAGGUUGAGCUGAACAGGAACUACCGGAUGCACACCCUGCAGCAGAAAGUGGCCAGCUCCAUUUACAUCAACUCCCGCAGCGUCUUCCUGAGGACGGACCUGAAGGAAGGCCGUUACGUCAUCAUCCCUACCACCUUCGACCCUGGUCAUGUAGGCGAGUUCCUUCUCAGGGUGUUCACAGAUGUGCCUUCGGAUUGCCGAGAACUGACCCUGGAUGAGCCUCCACACACCUGCUGGAGCGGGAUGUGUGGCUAUCCGCAAGUGGUGUCCCAGAUCCACGUCCUUGCUGCAGCUGGGCUCAAGAAUCAGGACACCCAAGGAGGAGCAGACCCUUACGUGAUCAUAAAGUGUGAAGGGGAAAAGGUUCGCUCGCCAGUGAAUAAAAACACAGUGGCUCCAGAAUUUGAUGUGAAAGGUCUCUUCUACCGCAAGAAGCCAGGACAACCUAUCAUUGUUCAGAUCUGGAACCACAACUUAAUAAGUGAUGAGUUCUUGGGCCAAGUGGUGCUCACGGGGGAACCCAAUGACCAGCAGUCAGUGCACACACUGCAUCUCCAGGACAAGGGGAACAGGAGAUCGAAUGAUCUUCCCGGAACCAUCGCUGUGAGGCUGCUCAGCAGUAACAUCCUCACCAAUGUCUAAAUACUCAAGGACUCUUCUUCUGGUGCCACCUAUGUAUAUUUAUACAUAUAUAUAUACAUACUCACACACAUAUAUAUAUACACACGGAGCAUAUAUACCAUCUGUAAGUGUAUAUGAACUAUGCAUGCAUUCCACUCAACAGAGCCAAUCUUGUGUUUUCGAUGUUCAAAAAAUGGUGCCUUUUGGGGGAACCGAAACAAUUCUUUGGCUUGCAUCUUCUACAGCCCACGCCGCUGACGUGUCCCGUGGGAUCGUUGUGGGCAUGCUGUGUCUUCUGACAGCCAGAGCAGGAUGCCAUGGUGCUGUUUGUUUACAUGGGGCUGGCACGCACGUGCCACCACGCACACGCGUGGCCACCGCGGUCCCACCAGGCACUUCUCUGCACCCUCAGUAUGUCUGCUUAACUUUAGACUAGUGUGCAGAAAGUCAUUUCCAGUGAACUGCCGCUCAAUUGCUUAUCUGCAGAGGCACCUCAGGAAAAGAGAUGGCCAAGAGCAAAAAUGGACUGAGGCUUUUGGAUGUUUUCUGGGUAUGGGUUUACACACAGCAACUGGAAAGAAAAAGCACCAGGACAUUCCCACAUUCCCAAAUCCCAAUCAACAGGGCCAAAGCUAUCCUGCAAGACUAAAGCUAUCCAACAAGACUAAAGGCUCCAUCAUUUUAUGGACCAGAUGUCUCACGCGAGUCCUGUUCAGCCCCACACCUCUCUGAAGGUACAAAGCCACCAACAGACAGCUGGACAACUGUUCUCCAGGGUCAGGUUUUGAGUUGCUCUGGUCUCCUGCAUGUGCCACCACUGCCUUGGUGCCUGCUGUCGCCAUUGCUGCAUGCGGUCCCCAUCCCUACAGAUCGAACCCAGCCUUUCGCCGAGUGGGACAGAGAUGCCAGAGCUCCAUGGCCAGGGUGGAUUGUCACAGGCACGAGUCUGCUAGGGACAUUGAGCGUUCAGAAGGAUAUUGGUUACUCUGAAGGCCAGAGCGGCAGGUCCAGGGAAUGGGGAGCUUGGGCUGACUGGGCUUGACCUUUACCACUGCAUACGUAUUUCCAGUGCAUCAUUUCUCUGUGCCUCGCUUUCACAAAUUCUUUUAAAAACAGUGGUAUGUUAGUUUGCGCUAAAGGAGAGAAGAGGAGCACUGCUCCCAAUGCAGCCUGAAAACGCUGGGCAUAUUUAAUUAAUACCAGUGUCCAUCUUUCACUUUCAAUUUCUGACCUAUUGGCCUGGAGAAUUGGCUGCACUGGACUAGAUGCAGUCUCACAAGCACAGCCCCAGUGCAUCUUCGGGGACUGAGCACAGUCCUCCUGUAUCUAGGGCCGCGCUCUGUGCCUUGCUUGCGAUGAAUACUGGGUUUAUCCUGCUUAUUCCACUGGGUGGCAGAAUCUGGCUUCUUUUAAAACCAUCCCAGAUAAGGAAAACCGCAGACCCUUGGCUGUCCUUCCGAUAGCUGGUCAAGGCAGGUUUCAAGGCAUUUUUAUUUUGUUGUUUAGGGUUUGGGUUUUUUUUUUUUUUAAUGUGCCUUUAAAAAUCGUGCAAGUUAAGGGAAUUUCUGUCAGAUGUAAAUGAUUUUAUAUGAACCAAAUCUUCUGCAGUCACCUGCAUACAAAGGGAAGGGAAUACACAUGACGUAAUGCUUCCUGCAAAAAGCGGUACAAGGCAAUCUCAGUAAAUUCUUGCCUAAGCAGAAUUUGUCUGCAAGGACAGGUGAACAUGCAUGCCUUCUUUUAUCAUAGAGAGCAGGGUUUCUGUCUGUCCUACUAAAUGUCAAUGUUUGUGCUGUAUAAGGCUGUUUUGUUUUUUUUUUUUAAUUCCAUACAGAUCUGCUAAGUCUGUAACAUGAUCAGUUGUUCUACAAAA